Molecule: messenger RNA, 963 nt
Organism: Misgurnus anguillicaudatus (oriental weatherfish)
Lineage: Eukaryota; Metazoa; Chordata; Actinopteri; Cypriniformes; Cobitidae
Gene: rida
Product: reactive intermediate imine deaminase A
Cellular component (GO): mitochondrion; cytosol
Molecular function (GO): deaminase activity
Source: RefSeq, a predicted model, not a curated record
GACGUGGGUUAAACAUUGCAGUGCAAUAUUUGUUCGGGGCGUGUCUUUGUUCGCCACAGUGGCAUGAACCUAAAAACAUUGAUUUAUUAACUUCGCAUAUGAUAUACUGUACAUGUAACGUUAGCGUUUGGACGAGAUGACUUCUGUGCAAAGAAAGAUCCCAUAUACAACUAAAGCCCCUAUUAGACAGGGCAUAUACAGCCAGGCUGUCGUGGUGGAUCGCACAAUGUAUAUCUCAGGACAGCUGGGCAUGGAUGUAUUAUCAGGACAGCUGGUUGCAGGAGGAGUGCAGGCCCAGGCCAAGCAGGCUCUUAUUAACAUGGGUGAGAUUCUAAAAGCCGCAGGAUGUGGAUAUGAAAAUGUUGUCAAGACAACGGUGCUGCUGGCAGACAUAAAUGACUUCAAUAAUGUCAAUGAGGUUUACAAGCAGUUUUUCACCUGUAAUUUUCCAGCCAGAGCUGCCUAUCAAGUAUCUGCCCUGCCCAGAGGUGGACUUGUUGAGAUUGAAGCAAUUGCUGUGUUGGGACCCAUCACUGACUCCUCCUGACUAGCUGACCACAGCAUGCAUCACAAACUCUGAAUGGUGACCGACAGUGGCCCCAAAUUAGAAAAGCAACUACACUAAAACCCCCAUAAAGUGUUGUGCUAGAAUACAGACAGGAAUCAACAUAAAUACACAUCCCCUACACUAAGAUCAACUGCAGUUAUAUAUACAGUAACGGUGAUUAUUGUAUUACAAAGUAAAAAAUAUGAUCUGUCAUCAAUUUACUUACGUCAUCUAUAAUACCAACAUUUCUGAAUAUAGUCAAAGUUAAACUUUAUUUUUAGUUUCUUACAAAUACACUAUAUUCACAUUGGACUUAAUGACCCCACAAAGACAUUUCACCAUUUCAAGAUUAGUUGCAGCUGCAAGAAAACAAUAAAGAAAUGUUCUAUAACAAAUAAAGGCCUGAUUUUCACAUA